GAGCGCAGCAACAGAUAGCGGAGCGAGUCGCACACAUCCUGGACAUUAUACAUUUAUUUCUAUAAAAAAAAUAAGGGGAUUCCUGAUCAUUUAAUUAUUGUUCACUUUUUUUGUUUCUUUGCUGGAUUGCGUGAAUUUAUUACGGACGUGUUUGUCGCAGAGAAGAUCCAUUGUUGCAUUUAUUUCUUAAAAAAAAAAAAAAAAAAAAAAAAAAAUUAAUCGGAUAUCCAAGUUUUUUUUUUCUUGCUUUUUUUUUCUUUUGCUUUCUGAAAGCAUGCUCAACAACGUCGAUUUGAACUCUCAGGACUCUUUCUACCCUCAGUUUGACACCUGUAACGACUCGUCCAUCGGGAUGAUGGACACUAAGGAGCAUCAGGAUGUCUUCAUGGACGCCGAGCGCGCGGCUCACUUUGCACACGAUACAACAGUCACUCCCAAAACGGAGCCCACCAGCUCGGAUCAAUACUCCUCCUGUCACGGCCCUAAGGGAACCUACGACGCCUCGUUGUCCUACUCGGGCAGUUUCUACGUGGAGGCGUGUCAGGGCGCCCCCUGCAGCGCGGAAACGCUGCUCAACAUGAUCACCGAGAUCGUGGGCAUCUCCGCGGGCCCGCUUCCAGAAGCGCAGCAGCAUCAGCAUCAACAUCAACAGGAGCAGCAGCAGCAGCAGCAACAACCACGACAGCAAAGCGAUGCGAGUGCACCCCAGGAACCGACGUCCUCCGAGGCUGGGACGUUCCCGGUGGUGGUGAAAAGCGAGUUUGAGAACACCGGAGGCUGUUAUUACGAGUGGAACUCCUUCGGAAAAGCAGACAGCUAUGGUUUUGCGACGUCGGGCGAUUUUCAGUCAGAGCAGCAGCAGCAGCAUCAGCCGCAUCAGGUGGAUAUGAAAGAGCUAUUGGACUCGCUGUCCAACCCUGACAUGGAGUUCAAGGUGGAAGCGGGGAUUAAGCAGGAGCAAGGCUUUGGGGAUGCUUGUGGCCAGAGUUUUGGUGCUCCUGCGUUUAACUACUCUGUCAUGGACGCACCAUCAAACCUAAAACCAGGCGUGUUCCCAAACUUCCAGCCCAUCCCUGUUCCGGGGCAGUGCGAACCUCCGAGCUAUGCGACCUCCACCAUCGACUCGCUCCUGUACUCCACUUUGCUUCCCGCUGAGCCUUUGGCACCGAGCCGCGCACGUGCCCCGAAGCGCAAAAGCAACGCCUCUGCUUCAUCUUCUUCCACCUCCACCACCAAGGAGAAACCCUUCACGUGUCCCAUGGGCACCUGCGACCGGCGCUUCUCUCGCUCGGACGAGCUCAACCGGCACAUCCGUAUCCACACGGGCCACAAGCCGUUCCGGUGCCGCGUGUGCGCGCGGAGCUUCAGCCGCAGCGACCACCUCACUACGCACACCCGCACGCAUACCGGUGAGAAGCCGUUCGCGUGCGACGUGUGCGGCAAGAGGUUCGCCCGCAGCGACGAGCGCAAGCGGCAUGGCCGCGUCCACCUGAGGCACAAGGAGAAGACGCAGGAGCUCGGCACCUGGCCCUUCGCCCUCCCAGAGGCCAUCUGAAUCCUGAAAACAAAAAAAAAAAAUCAACCCGGUGCCAAGCUGCGCUUUGUAUUUGGUGUGCGCACGACCUUGGGGAAGAUCGACGGCUGAUUAGGAUCAUGAUCGGAGGCUCCACGUGCACUGUGCGCAUAUACGUUGUGCAUUUUAAUUUUCAGGUUUUAUUUUUUAUUUUUUGCCCUUUUUUUUUCAAAAACAAAUCCAAAUGGUUCCUGGAACCUCCACUUUUAAUGAGUUCUAAUGCACUGAAUCCUUAAAAGUGCCUCCAGGAACUCCAGGAAAGCUUCUUUUCAAAACUACAAGGGUUCCUAUAAGAACAAUCCUCCUGGAACCCUAAUUUGUAAAGUUGUUUGUUUGUUUGUUUGUUUGUUUGUUUCAGGUGAAAUGAGAUAUUUGUGAACCAGACUUGACCGUUCUCGCCUUCCAAAAUGGGACACUGUUACCGAAGGCCUCAAAUAUGAUGGAAAUAUGAGUGUAAGGUUCAUCUUAAUCUACUUCCUUGACUAAGCUCAUAAUAUUAAAUCAGAGACCACACAAAAAGACAGAUUUUUUUCUUGUUUUAUUUAUUUUAUGGGUUUUUUUGACCUGGAAGAAACAGGAUGGAGGACGUUUUCACGCAGCUGGACGAGAGUGCCAGGACACUUUUUUUUUCUGAAGGUGGAAAAAAAAAAGGGGAUCUUCCCUGUACACAAUGCCCUUCGCGAUGCUUGCUGUGUGUGCAGCGACCUUAUAAUCUUUCACCGUUUAACUUUUCGUGCUCCAGGUUGCUUGAAGAGCAGCCGAAACGCUUUCGGGCUGCAUUUCAGCACUUUGACUCCGGAACAGCUCCGACCUCGAGUUUUACUUCGUUUUAUUUCUUCCUCUUCCUUCCUCAUUUCUCUUUCUUUCCUUCCUUCUUCAAUUUCACUAUCCUGCGCUGGAUUGGAUUGCACUUCUCUCCAACUUUUGUGCUUUUUUUUUUUUUUUUUUUUGAUAUUGCAUGUUUUACUGUUCAUGUAAUAUGAUGAUUAAUAAGCUAAUAUAAUAAUCCAUGAUCCUCACUGCGCAAGUGAGACUUUACCUCGUUUCUACAUCAUUUCGGUGGUGGCUUUUUUCACCUUCCGGAUCUUGGACACACCACGACUUGUGGUUAAUUCGUGCCAAGGUGGGGGUGAGGGGGUGGGGGUGCGGGGGGCUUCAUUUCUUUUCCUUUUCCUUCGAAUUAAUGUCAGUGUUUCUUUUCAUUGCAAUGCUAUUUGAUUGAAUGGUAAAAAAUAAAAGUAAAAAAAAUCACAAAAACAUUUUAAAUGGUGUUGUUUUGUAAGGAAGUUCUACAGCUGUCAGUGCAAAAAUAAAUAUAUUUAUAUGGCUAUGUAUGAUUAUUUGUAUUUUUGUAUUUUUCUGUUUGUCUGGAUCUAUAUUUCAAGAUGAAAGUUUUAUUUCGAACCUGUUCGACUUGCAGUGGUUUCCUGUGCGUAGUAUAAUAAUAAUAAUUAUUAAUAAUAAUAAUAAUAAUAAUAAUAAUAAUAAUAAUAAUGGGAAAUAAUUACAAAAAAAACGCAGACCUCCAAACAUAACAAGUUCAAAACUCCUGAACAAGUGUAUAAGUUUACAAUGCAGAGACACAAAGCAUUUCUGUCCACUUAGAACCCACGUGACAUUGUUUUUUUUGACUCACCCCCUAGUUUUUGUUUGUACAUAAAUGGAUGAAUUCUGAAUUAUCUAGCUCACAUGGCUCUUGUAGUGUGUAAUGUGAUGAAGACUAGAAUAGCACCAGGCUGAACUUUGCUGUUGAGUAACUUAGGUAGCACACAUUGCUGCAUUUUCUUUCCUUUCUUUUUUUUUUCCUUUUUUCUUUUUAGUUCUUCGACCUGAAGGUAAAAGGUGUCUUAUCAAACAUGACUGUAUUGUGGUUUGUUUUAUUUACAAAAAAAAAAAAAGAACGAUAGAAGGAACAAGUGAAAGGAUGAGAUGUUUAUGGGAAACUUGCCUUAAAUUAUUUUUAACCUCUUCCUUUAGUGGGAGAAUAAAUUUGUAUAUAUUGAGACGGUUUAUACAAAGUACUUUGAAUGAACUUUGAUGUUUGUUAUUUUUAUGACUGAUGUUUAUGAAUAAAAAAAAAUAUUUCUAAACUA
Molecule: messenger RNA, 3666 nt
Organism: Silurus meridionalis
Lineage: Eukaryota; Metazoa; Chordata; Actinopteri; Siluriformes; Siluridae
Product: early growth response protein 1
Exons: 2
Coding region: 275-1555 (426 amino acids)
Biological process (GO): regulation of transcription by RNA polymerase II
Molecular function (GO): RNA polymerase II cis-regulatory region sequence-specific DNA binding; DNA-binding transcription factor activity, RNA polymerase II-specific
Source: RefSeq, a predicted model, not a curated record